This is a messenger RNA of Paramecium sonneborni, 7971 nucleotides long. The record is from the annotation of a GenBank genome assembly. NCBI's taxonomy places the organism in Eukaryota, Ciliophora, Oligohymenophorea, Peniculida, Parameciidae.
AUGGAAUAAGAAGAAAUUACAACAAAUUUGUAAUAAAUAGUAUAAGAGGAUGAAAAGUAAAAUCAAAUUUUCAUGAAUAUUUAGUUAAAAUAAUGUCCGACACAACGAUAUUAUAUAUUUAAAAUCAUAUUUACCUGAAGAUAAUAAAGGUCUAAUUUCUGGUGAUGGAUUUGCAACAAAUAAAGUUGAAUGCCUUCUUCUUUAAAAAUAAUCAAAUGAUUUUUUUGCAAGUAAAUAAACCGACUUUUUACCGAUAAAAUAACCAGAAAGUUUAUAAAACAAAUCAGCAGAAUGGAAUAUUUUUAAGUGUUUAUUUAGGAUUCUUGAUAGUAAUCGUUUCAAUAUCAUAUAAUCAGGAAAUGAAUGCGAUUAAGAAACUCAAAUAGAAAUUUAAGAACCUAAUGAAAGUGACACAAAUAUCAUAUAUGGAUAAGACUUUUAUUUAUAACAUUUAUAUUCAAAAUGUUAUUUAACAUUAAACAGUUAAACUUUAGCAAAAGAGAACUGUUGUAGAGAACUUAGAUUAGAAGAAAAGAAUACACUUAUACCUGAUUAUUCUAAAUUUAUGUUUUAAUCGAAUACCAAAAGCUAUGGUGAACCAGUAGUAUAUGGUGAUAUUCUAUUUUUAAAAAGCGGUGUUCCUCAUUUAAUUUAAUGGGGAUUAGGAAUAUCAUAGAAAAGUCCUUUUUCUGAUGUUCAUGCUUCAUAAAUUGCUUCUAAAAUUAGAAUUUGUAAUUAUGUCGUAAAUGAUAAUGAAAUUAUGAACGGAGAUAUUAUUGUUUUUAAAAAUAGACUUUUUGGAGGUUAUUUGAGUUUAAAAAGAGAAAAAUCAUCAACUAAGUUACUAAAAAAAAGAAAUAUAUAUAAAAACAAUUAAAUUUUAGAAUAAGAUUAUAUCGAUUUAUACGAAUUUAAAUCAUAAGAAAAUUUAGAUGAAAUGUUUAAUAUUACAUUAGAAAAGGAUCUAUAAUUAAAUUCUCUUUGGCAAUUAAUAGGUUUUAAUAAAAAAGUUGAUAAAAUAAUUUAUAAAAGUUAUAUAAUAAGAAAUGUAUUAACCGGAACUUUUUUAUUUAUAGAAAAUGGAAAAUUAGGCUUAUCAUAUAAUGGUUUAAAACAUAAAAAUGAAUUUUAAAUUAAGAACUUAAAAAAAGCUGAAUAAAAAAUAAAUUCUGGUUAGUUUUAUAGGAUUUUAAGAAUUUAAAAAGAUCAAAAUACUGAUGAAUCUUAAACUUUUAUUAUUUAAUGUUCUAGUAAUAAUGAAGUAAAUAUAACUACAAAUUGUUAAAAAACAUAGUAUGAUUAAUAACUCUUUAAAGUUGCUAAAAGUUCUAAUCAAGAUGCUAUGGCUGCUAAUAAAAUUUAAGCAUUUUAUUUUGGAAUCGUUGACUUUUAUAUAUUUUUAUAAGAUUGGGCUUUGGAUAAAGAAUUAAAAUAUUAAUAUUAUAUUGCUGUCUAUAAUUAAAAAUAAUUAUAAGAUGAAAUCAAUUAAUUUAAAUAACUUUUAAAGAAUAUUAAUUCUUUUUUAGAUCAAGAUAAAAAUGUUAUAAUUGAAGAAACAAAAUAAAAUCAAUUUAAUCUAUGCAAAAAUGAUAUUUUAGAUUUACUUAUUAAAUUACAAUAAUUAGUCAAUUUAAUAUAGAGUUAAGACUGUUAAAAAGAGUUAGACUAAAUGGAUAAAACAGCAGAAAGAAUUGCCAGAUAAAAAUUUGAAAAGAAAAAAAAUUUUGAUUUAAUAGAAGAAGUUUACUAAACUAUAUAUUCAAUUAUUUAUGAUAAUUUUGACUGUUGUAAUUAGAUUAUUUAAGAGGAUACUGUUAUUGACUUUUUAUUUACUCAAUUAAGUUAACAUAGAGAAUAAAUUGAAAAAAUUUUUAAAUAAAUAGUUUCUAAAGCUAGAUAUAAUCCUAAUAUAGCUGAAAAAUGGAUAAACAGAAUUUCUACAAUAACAGAAAUAAAUUUAGAAGAUUAAAUUUUCAUUAUAACAAUUAUUAAUUUAUUUAUUUCAUAAUCCUAACAAGUCAGUGUAGAAGGUUAAAAUUUAUGUAGAAAGAUGCUUUUUUAAAAUAAAAAAUGCAAAUUGUUAAAAUGUUUGAUAAUAGAAUAAUUACCACUACCUAUCUUAGAAAUAGAAGCUGAACCUGAAAAUUUUGCAAAAAAUAAUGAAAAAUUUUAUCAAGAUCAUCAUACUCAUUAUCCUAACCUAGUAUAAAAUCAAAUUUGUUUUGAAUAUUUUACUUAAUAUGAUUUACAUUAAAAUUAUCAUAAAUAUGAACAAUAUUUGCUUAAUAUUAUGAAUUUAUAUGCAAUCAUGUGUAGAGGUAGAAAUUUUAAGAAUAUAUAAUUAAUAAAAAAUGUAGUAGGUAUUAAUGAUUAGUUCUUUAGAAAUUUAAUACAUUCUAAACAUAGUUUAUCAUGCAAAUAAGCUAUUAUAGAAUUGCUUUCAUCCUUAUAUUUUGAUAUAGAUCCUUUGACUAAAAUUUCAAUUUUCGAAAAUACUUGUUAUUUAAGUUAAGCUUUAUAGGAUUUUAAUUAAGAAUUAGAAUCUGGUACUUAUUUUUAUGAAAAUAUAUCCUCAAUUAAUCUUACAAAUUCAGGUUAGUUUAAAAAAUUUUAAGAGACUUUGGUAACCUAAGAAAAUAUGAAAGAUCUAUUGUAUCUAAAAUAAUUUUCUUCACAUAUUAUUACAAGUUAAAAGUAUCAUGAAUAUUAUAUAAAAUUAUUCUUAUAAGAUGAAUAUCCAUAAAUAUUAAGGUCAGAAUCAAAUGGUGAAGUUAAUUAUAAAAAAAUAGCUAAAAUUUAAUUGUAAUUUUUUUUAAGUUUAAUUCGAUUAAUUAAAAACUCGAUUGAUUUAGGAUACAAUAAAUUAUCUUUAAAUAAAAAAAUUUAAGAAACUUUACCGAAUAUAUUUUUUAUAUUGAAAAUUUAAUAAAAUUCAGAAUUCAAAAAAUUCGAAUUUAUAGAUGACAAAAGUUUUUAGUAAAAUAAGUAAACGUUGGAAGAAUAUAUAUCAAGUCUACCUUGUGAAAAAUCUAAUAAAUCAUGGAUUGCAUAAUUUCUGCUAUGGACAACAUCAAUUUGUACUGAAUCAGAUUUAAUAGAAUAGAUAUUUUUAGAAUCCUUAAACAUCUAUAAAGUAUUAUUUUACUUAUAAGCGAAUUUAUAAAUCUUAUAAUACUUGACUCAAAAAUAAAAUUCAGAAUUGUUUAAAAAUCAUAAUACAAUUUUAUUUACUUGUUUACUUGGAAAAAUAAAAUUUCCAAAUCUUAAUAGUGAAAUCUUGAAAUAUCUAAUUUAAAGUUUUAAUAAUUACUCUUAUAAUUAUAAAGAAAUUAAAGAAGUUGAAAUUCUUGACGAUAAAAUAGAACAAUAAUAUUUUGGAAUUAUAAAUGGACAUUAUGGAGCUAAAGAUGUUUAAGGACCAAAAGAAAUAUAAUAAUGUGUUAAGAAAGCAAUCAAAUAUAUAUAAAGUGAUAAUCAGAGAUAUAAAGAAUCUUUUUAAAAAAUAUCUUAAUAUAUUUAGAAUUUAAAUUAAUUAUUUGAAAAGAUAAUAAAAGAAAAUCCCUGUUAUUUCAAAUCUUUCUAGAAUAUGGUUAGAAAUGCUGGGAUACAUCACAUUUUUGUUGAAUUCAUAAUGAAUCCAGAUCUAAUUAUUGAAAAUGAAGAUGUUGUGUAUUUUUACAAAAGUGUAUUGAAAUUUUGGGAAAAUUUUAUUAGAGGUAAUUAAACUAAUUUAUAAAUUUUGAAACCUAAAUUAGAUGUUCUUUUUAAAAUAUUAUUAAUACCAUAACCUUUAUUUUUAGGUGAGAAAUUUUUAUAUAAGUCUUUAUCAAUUUCUAAGCUAGAAAUUUAUUGUGAAUCUAGUUAAAUUAUAGAUAUAAUUAUAAAUAUUACUAAUUCAUUGAAUUUAAUUGAAAAUUUAAUCCAUAUUAGAGCUGGAAGAUAAUAUUUAAAAGUUUUAAAAGGAUUUACAAAAACACCCACAAAACUUAGAUCAAAUUAAAUAAGCAAUUAAAAAGAAAUUUUACAUUUAACACUUUAAAAUUUUAGAAAUUUAAUAGAUCCAAAUCAAUAUUUUUUAGAAAAUAAUCAAAAAGAUAAAUAAAUAUAAACUAAUAUUCUUAGAUAUUCUUAACUCAAACUUCAUUCCACUGCCUUAAAUCUGAUAUCAGAAUCAUGUGAAAACUAUUACUUAGGUAUAUCUGAGACUUAAAGAAUUUUAUUGUUUGAAUAAUUAAUAAUUGUUUUAUAGGAAGAACCCUAUAUUGUAAAAGCUGCUUAUUUAAGGUGUAUCUUUGAAUUAUAUAUAAAUUCAGUCGAAUCAAAUGAUCUUUAUAGAGAUCUUAUUGAUAAUCGUUAAAUUAAUGAAUUAUUUAAACAAAUAAUUAUUCCAGAUUUUUAAAAAAUGGAACAAUUUAAUAAAUAUCAUCAUUUAGGCAAUUCAAUAUUACUUAAUAAUAAAGAAUAUUGGAAAUAUAUAAAGUAUGUUUUUGAAUUUCUAAUUUUGGUUAUAGAUGAAUUUAAAAUUUAGGGAAAGCUAAUUGAAUGUAAUUUUAUUGAAAAUUAUAAAAAGAUACUUAUAUUAAUCUAAGAUAUGUUACUGAACUCAUCCAAUCAUUUUAUAUCAGAGAACAGUGAUUACAUCAAAUUAAUAACUAAAAUUAUUGAAUCCUUUGUUACAAAUUAAGAUUUCAAUCUCGAAGAAAGAUUAUAAAUUUAUUGCAUUAGAUAAAAAAUAUAAUAAUCAGAUUUAAUAGAUUAUGUUGAUUACAAAUACGACAUUAAUAAUUUAGAAAAGAUUUGUAAUAUAAAUAACAAAAUUUAUGUUAAAUAAGAAGAUAAAAAUGAUAAAAGUUGGAUUAGUUUCAAAAAAAAAGCAUCAAGUUUUCAAAAUGAAAUAAAUUAAUCUCCAUCUUCUGAUAAAACAAGGUAGAAAGCGGAAACGAAUUUGUAAGAUUUAAAAGAAAAGUUUCAAGUUGAAGAAGAAAAUAAAGUUAAAGAAUUUUUUAAGGAAAAAGGAUGGAGUAGUGAAAAUUAAAAUCUUUUGUCUGAAGAUUCAUAAAUUUAAAUCUUUUUACAUGAACUUCAAUCAUAGUCAAAUAAUUUUUUUGAAAAAAACAAUUUUAAAGACUUUUUAAAUGAAUGUAAAUAAAUAUUUUCUUAGAAUUCCAAUUAUUUAAUUAAAUUAUGUAAAAUAUUUUUAGAAAUGAAAAAGCCAGAUAAAAAAGCUAUAUUUAAUGAUGAAAGUGAUAAUGAAAAACAUUAAGAAAAAUACGAACAAUUUACAAUAUUCCAAAAUUUAAUAUCUGAAUGUGAAAUUCAUGUAUUAGCUAUUGAAUAAUUAAAUCAUUAAAAUAUGAAUGAAUAAUUAGAUUCUUUAACUUUGUUACAUCAUUUAUUAGAUUUUGGUAAUGCAUAAGUUUAAUAAAGAUUUUUCAUUCUUUUAUAAAAUCAUAAAAAGCAUAAAAAAAUAUUUAUUCAGUUUUUUAAGGAUUUUUAUAAUGCAGAUGUGAACAAAAAAUUAGAGAAUUUAAGUUCAUCUAAAAAUACUAAUUUUAUAGUUAUAUGCAUUAAAGUUCUUCAAGUUUUAUAAGGAUUAUGUGAGAAUGUUCAUAUAGAGUUUUAAAAAUUCUUGAGAAUACAAAACUUAUAAGAUUCUAUUACAAAUAAUUUUAAUUUUGUUUUACAAACAACUGAAUUAAUAGUAAACUUUUUAGAAGACAGAACUGUUGAUAAUUCCUAGAAAUGGGAUUUAUAUUAGUAGGGAUUAUAAAGUUUAAUUGAAUUUUCAACUGGAGAUAAUGAAAAUAAAAAAGAGAUAAUAAAAAUUCCUAAAUUAUUUUCUGGAUUUUAUUAGAUAUUUAAUACCAAGAUUACUUAAUCAUUAAGAGAUAAUUUUGAUAUUUUAAAGACACUCUACAUUUAUAUUUAAUUACUGUUAUCUUUAUUGGAAGGUAAUGUAAAUGAUAAUAAAUCGGUUUAUAAAUUCUUAUUAGAAAAUUUAGAUGAUGAGUUCCUAUUGAAUUUGGCAUAAUAUAUUUAUAAUUCUAGAAUACGAGUUAAAAAAACAUAUAUAUAUGUUGAUAAAUAUUGCAGUUGUAAGCAAAAUUUAUAAUGUGAUAAAAGUUUCUGUAAUAAUGGAUAUGUAACAAAAGAAGAUUCUUUACUAAUUGAAACUGGAUUAAACAUCCAUAUUAUAGGUCUAAAAUUGUCUAAUUUUAGUAAUGAUUAAAAGUUUAAAAGAUUUUAUUUUGAAAGUGAAAGAGAUUUAAAUUAAGAAGAUAAUAAAACUUAAAAAGAUUUUAAUUAGAAAUAUCCUUUAUCUAAAGCUUCUUCAAUUAAUCCUUAAUUUACUAAAAAAUAUACUGAAAAUUAAAAUUAGGUUACUUUUUUAUUAGAUGGAAUUAAAGAAGAAAAAUAAAAUAAAUUAGACAAAUUACCAUUAGUAAUAUAAUUAGAAUCUAAUUAAUUUUAUAAUUAAUUUAUAGGUAGAAUUGAGGUAGUGAAUUAAUGUGGUGUAAUUGAAAGAAUUUUAUUUUAGAAACCUUUUGUUUGUAAAUAUAUUACAUAAAACAUUAAAUAAAGUUUGAUCUAUGAAUCAAAUAGAGAUUCUGAUGAAGAUAGACUUAGUAGUCUUUUAGAGAAUAUCAAUUUUUAUCAUGCUUAAAUGAUUCAUUAUUAAAAGAUCAGUACUUUUCCAGUAAUGCAUUUUGGCUAAAAAUAUUGGAGAACUUUAAAAGAUAUUUCUUUUAUUUUAUGCGUUUUUAUUGUUUUAUUCUUUAUUUUAUUGCCUGAUGAUAUAUUAGAUGAUAGUAUUUUUUAUUUAGAAGAUGAAAACAAUAGUUAAUCAAAAAAAGUAAUAGCGGUGUUGUAUUUAAAUAAUGUAAUUUAAUAUUUAUUAAAUAGAUUAUAACAAUAAUUCAAAUAAUAUUGAAUUUUAUUAUUAUAAUAUUUUGUGCUAUUGAAAGAUAUCCAAUUGCUGUUAAUUUUAGAAGAGGAGCAACUAAUGUUUAACAUAUUCAGAAACUUAAAAAGUAGGCAGGAUUUAAAAUUCCAGAAUACAAAUAGAAAUAUUAUGAAUUUUUUGGUUAAAUGGAAUAAUAUUUUGAAUUACAAAAAGAUUAAUAGAUACCUAAGAGGAAAAUUAUUGUAUUACUUUUAAUGGAUUUCGAUAAUUUUUACAAUGUAUAAUAAUAUUAAAUAUCUAGAUAAUGAUAUUUGGAAUCACAGCUAUUGCAUUCUUCAAUAAUUAUGUUUAUGUAAUAUUAUUAUUAGAUAUUGUAAAAAGAUCAGAGGUUUUAAAAAAUAUCAUAAAAGCUUUUACUGGAAAUACCAAAAACCUUAUGGUAUUUGGAUUUUUAGGUUUAAUAGGACUAGUUUUAUAUGGAUUUUUAAUAAAAAUAUCAUUUAGUGAUGAUUUCAAAGAUGAAACAAAAUUUGCUUCAGAUUCUUUGGGUUAUUCUAUCGCUCAUGUUAUUAAUUUUGGUUUAAGAAAUGGUGGUGGAAUUGGUGAUACUCUAUCUGAUUAUUCUAAUCCUUUUGAUGAACCAAAUCAAUAUUGGAAAAGAUACUUUUUUGAUCUAAUUUUCUUUAUCAUCUUCAAUAUAUUGUUUUUAUAAAUGAUUUUUGGAAUUAUUGUAGAUAAGUUUGGAGAAUUACGUGAUGCGAGAUAAGAAUUAUUAAAAGACAUUAAAGGCAAAUGUUUUAUUUGUAGUCUUGAAAGAAAUGAAAUUGAUUCUAAGUAAAUUAUUAAUUUAUUUAAUUAGAACUAAAGGAGGAUGGUUCUAACAUAUUUUUUUAGAACAUAAUGUUUAUCAUAUGCUCUUUUAUUUAAUUUAUAUUAAAAAAAAACCAAUCACAGAGUGUAAUUAAUUGGAAAAGUACAUAAAAGAUUAAAUACAAAAUAAAUUCUCUGAGUUCAUUCCAGUUAAAAUGACAUAUGAACUACAAAAUUAACAAAAAUAAUAGUCAUGA